Folsomia candida is the source of this 2285-nucleotide messenger RNA. RefSeq lists its product as uncharacterized. NCBI's taxonomy places the organism in Eukaryota, Metazoa, Arthropoda, Collembola, Entomobryomorpha, Isotomidae. Gene Ontology annotation, cellular component: cytoplasm. The coding region runs from base 380 to 1402 and encodes 340 amino acids. Gene Ontology annotation, molecular function: A2-type glycerophospholipase activity; glycerophospholipid phospholipase A1 activity. Gene Ontology annotation, biological process: N-acylphosphatidylethanolamine metabolic process. The record is from RefSeq and is a predicted model, not a curated record. The transcript has 2 exons.
AUGUUUUUAGUCUUGCCAAAUUGUCUCCCCAUUUACAUAUUUACAUCCUCUGCCAGAUUACGAGUUCGUUAUUAUCUGUAGCACUAUAUGUACAUAUACAUAAGUAUCUCCAGUAGAUCUACUGUUGCGUUUUUUAACAUCCUUCGUGCAAGUUGGGUUAGGUUGUGCAUAUUGUGUAUACAUAUUUAUUAUGUCGAUCUUUCAGACAAAACCACAAAAAAACUAAACCUUCAGAAAAACAAGAGAGAAGUACAUAUUUAUCUCUAUAUAUUAAUAUACAAAUAAAAUGAUUAGAUCUGCUCACUCAUCAGUAGCAUUUAAGCAAUCCUUCACUCCAGACAGAUUCAGAUCCUCAAUUACCUAAUAAAAUAACGGGUCAAUGGAAGGAAACCAAUCUCCAAAAAAAUUACGCGAUAAUUUUCACAACGCCGAGUUGGUAUUAAAACUAGCAAAAUUUGGCGACUUGAUCGAAAUUCAGGACAAAUUGAGACGACCACACAACAACAAUUGGGUUUUAUUUGUGCGAGAUGAGUUUGUCCUGCACUUAAUUGAAGAAGAUUUUUCAGACAAAGUAAAAUUUUCCGUGGAUAAAUUCACCGAUAUUUUCAGCUUUUCGGAAUCUCCAUGUCGGGUCAACAACUUGGGAAAACUCGCCACUGUAAACAACGCCAAGUUAAGAAACAUGAGUGAUGAAAUGAUCCAUGAUUUAACGCAGGUUGAAAAAUUUGACCUGCGAUAUCCAAAACAUCCCAGCCAACGACGCCAAAUGCUGAUGAGUGUCGUCAAGUAUGACAAACCGCUGUGGUCAUCCGUCGAUGAGGAGGAUGCAGAACGACGCCAAAGUGUCGAAGACUACUUUUGUGACCUCAAUCCCUGGGGUUAUCAGCAUUACGAGGAAGUCAUAAAAAUUGCUAUGCCCGGUGACCUCAUCGAGAUCAAGAGAAGCUCAGGUUUCUACAGACAUUGGACGGUUUACGUGGGUGACGGGGAUUGCAUACAUGUCGGGGAGAGGACGAUUUGGAAUUAUAAAAUCGUGAGGGAAAGUUUGGCACAAAUUUGCUCCUCGCAAAAAUUUCAGAGUACUUGUCGCAUAAAUAAUUUACAAGAGUGGGCUGAGCGCAAAGGGGUCAAGGCAAGAGAAGGGUGUGACGUGGUUGCAAUCGCGGAAUCAUUUUUGGGACAAAUGUUUGAUUUCGAAAUUUACAAAAAUAACUGCGAGCAUUUUGCAACAUUGUGUAGAUUUGGGGAUCCAGUUAGUCGACAGGUUGAUCGAAAAACUGAGCUGUUCGAUGUUAUUGUAUUUGAUCUCAUAGAACUCCAUAACGCAAAACCUGCAAUUACUAAGACUGAAAUCGUACAAUUUUCCGAGGAACCAGUGGACAAACGCAGGAGACUUAAUUAAAACUAUCUCAAUAAUAGUAUUCUUUCUCACUAAAAUUCUGGUAUUUCAACCAAUUCUGAUAUUAAAAUAUUUCAACAUGACCGUAAAAAUUACUAAUAAAAUUACUUUUGGAGCCGCUAAGAAAUUGUUAAACAAAUUGUCACUAUGUUUUUUUAAAUGGUAAAUUUAUACCGGUAUCAAAUGACAUUUUGUUCAAAAUAUAAUGUUUUCUAUCACAGCAACUUAAAAACCCCAAUGUUCAUUUAGACAAGUCAGGUCAUUUUCCGGUUUAUUUUUAUCAGAGAUACUUCUUUGCGGUCCUUAAUUAGUUGAUACCACAUUUACUUUACAUGUAUUUGUGAAAUGUUUGGAAACUAGACAAUUUCUUGUUGAAAUACACAAUAGUAAAAGUUUAGACCUGUAAAGAUAUGUAAAGGAGGCGAAAUUCCACUUAUACAUGCAUACCUACAUACAUACGUAUGCAUAGACCGUAAUAAAAGUAGGCAGUGAUUAUUACGUCUUGUUUUGUUAAAUGAUAAUUUAUUUGAUAUACUUGCAAAUCAAUAUGACUCAUACUCAUUACUUAUCUAUCGUAAAUUUCUGCUAAUGAUUACACUUCAGUGACCUUUGGAUAGGCAUGUAUGUACAUUUACUAAUUAAAAUUUACAAAAUAUGCCUAAUCAACAGUUGUCUCAAAAACAGUGAUAUUAAUCGCGUAACGUAUUUAUAUGCAACCCAGGCAAAAAAUACGUCAUAUUACCAGAUGGGUUUUCCAAUAAAUUUUUUUAGUGUUAACCAAUUACUAAAAAUUGGCAUGUCGAUAGUUACAUUUCUUAUCACUGUUCAGACCUCAUGCUGGGAAUGUUCUCUAAAAGCUUAAACAAUAAAUUUAGUAUGACGAGCA